Molecule: messenger RNA, 1176 nt
Organism: Fusarium oxysporum Fo47
Lineage: Eukaryota; Fungi; Ascomycota; Sordariomycetes; Hypocreales; Nectriaceae
Product: glycosyl hydrolases family 18-domain-containing protein
Exons: 3
Coding region: 1-1176 (391 amino acids)
Biological process (GO): carbohydrate metabolic process; chitin catabolic process
Cellular component (GO): extracellular region
Molecular function (GO): chitinase activity; chitin binding
Source: RefSeq, a predicted model, not a curated record
AUGGUCUACUUUGUCAACUGGUAUGGCAGCCCCAAUUUCCAUGCGAUUGAAGCCUUGGCAAGCCUGCCGCAGCCAUGGCCGGAUCAGAUUGAACGAGACGAGAUACUGAUCGUAAACAUUUGGAAAAACAUUACGAAGGGGAUUAGGACCUAUCCCCUCUCUCUAGCUUGGCUCGAAAGCGAUAAAGAUAAUGCGUUUGGAUGCGUUAAGCAGCUCUUUCUCCUGAAAAAGGCGCACCGCAACCUCAAGGUCCUGCUAUCCAUCGGCGGCUGGACUUGGUCUACAAAUUUCGCCACUACUGCAGCUAGUGCCGCCGGUCGAUCUACCUUUGCCAAGUCGGCAGUCACUCUUCUGAAAGACUGGGGCUUUGAUGGUAUCGAUAUCGACUGGGAGUACCCAGCUAGUGAUGAAGAUGCAGCCAAUAUGGUACUCCUCCUCCAGGCAGUUCGGAACGAGCUCGAUGCCUACGCUUCUAAGCACGCACCAGGAUAUCACUUUCAGAUUACCAUCGCCGCUCCAGCGGGCUCGAGUCAUUAUAACAAGCUACGGCUCGCAGAUCUUGGCCGUAUAGUCGAUUACAUCAAUCUUAUGGCUUACGACUAUGCCGGAUCCUGGAGCUCUGUAGCUGGUCACAGCGCUAAUCUCUAUGCAAACACAGAUAUUCCCCAGUCUACUCCAUUCAAUACUGAUGAUGCCGUCAAGGCCUACCUUAAUGCCGGGGUACCUUCUCACAAACUCAUCCUCGGCAUGCCUGCGUAUGGAAGAUCCUUCAUCGGUGCAUCGGGUAUGGGGGAACCGCACUCAGGCGUAGGCCUUCCCAACAAGGCGCUAGGUAGCUGGGAGGCUGGUGUCUGGGACUACAAAGCUUUAUCCAAACAAGGUCUCGAAAUAAUGUACGAUGAGAAGGCGCAAGCAUACUACGGCAAGUAUCAAUCUGGAGGAGGCAUCUGCUCGUACGAUACUCCAGAAACUAUCCAGAAAAAGGUGUCCUACUUGAAGCAGCGAGGCCUGGGAGGGGCUAUGUUUUGGGAAGCAUCAGGAGAUGGGAGAGGACAAGAAUCGUUGGUGGGAAUGAGCUUCAGAUCUUUGGGAAAUCUCGAUCAAACAGAAAACUUGCUUGUUUAUCCUGAUUCAAGAUACAAAAACAUUGCUUCCGGCAUGGAAGCGGCGGUAUGA